AUGGCCGGCUUCGUGGGCCUCCUCCGCCAGCUCGGGGACCUCGCACAGCUCGCCGCGGAGGUGUUCCAAGGCCUGCACGACCAGGCCACGGCGGUGUCCGCUCGGGCGGGCGGCCUCGCGCUGGGGGCGGGGCGCCUGGAGGCGGAGCUGCCGCUCUUAGAGGAGCGCUUCCGUCGUCGUCGGAAUAGACGGCCCUGCUUCGUGCAGCACAACGUCGCCAUUGCUUCAGAAGUUCCGUGUCGCGUCGCAGGCCAUGGUGUCGAUCGGCCGGUGAUUUUGGUGGGAGGAACAAGGCCGUGCUCCAUCGAAGAGCACAUCCAGCGCUGCCGCAGGCCUCCGCAGCUGUCCAUUCUGGACAAGUAUGAUGCUGGUGGCGAGGGAGCGUGCUUGAAGAGAGAUACACCGACCCCUCCUUCUUCAGAGCCCACUCUGCACAGCAUGAAUCAGACCUUCAGAGUUCAGACAACCAUUCCAAACCUCCUGCCAAGGAAGCCCACCAUAACAAAUACUCCAAAUUUAAAACAGGCGCGUUGUCCGAUAUGCUCCAACAACUUAAAUAUCGUCACAUGAUCAGAAUAAAGAGGCGUCAAAAGCACAACUUUCAGAAUCAGGGUUCGUCACAAGAUGAAGCAUCUGAAGCACGCGUUUUGUCUUCAGCUGAUUCGCCUGAAACAUCAAACUCCGAAGCGCCAUGCCCUGCAGUACCAGCGAACAAGGAGAGGAGCAGUGACCUCGCUGAGAGGACCAGUUCGUUCGGGGCAUGGCUCUCUCCAAGUGCAGCCUGCUGUACUGAUGCGUGUGAAAACACACCAGACAAUACUGAUGGAUCUGCCAGCCAUGGCGCAAACAAGGCCGACGAGAAUGCCAACAAUGCGACAAAUUCUCGUAGCGCCCUUGUCGACUUCAUCGCCUCAAGGGUCCAAAGCUCGCCGAGGAAGCUAUCUGUCAAGAAGCACAGUGACCCGUUAACAGAAUCCUUCCGGAACAUGGCUAAGAAGCUGCUGCUUGAGUAUGAAUCGGCAGAGAAUUUUCGUAACAGCAAUCUAGUGGCAUUCUAAAGACGUGCCAGAUCCAGAUGAAGUAGCAUUUUACAGCAAAAGCACCAAGGACACUCACCAAGAGGCGGUGACCUCGGAGCAAUCCGACGAUCCUUGUGAAUAACCUUGUCCGCCAGCUAGCAUCGAUGAAGAAGCAAGCGGUGGUAUCAGCGGUCACAACCCGAAAAGGGACCAAUCAGUGUAUCUUGGCUACCAAUCCGGUAUUCAGCUGUGAUGCUUCUGUGCAUGGUUUUCACCUUCAGUUUCAGAAAAAAAAUCAGCACAAACCAAAAUUCAACUGUGAUCCUUAUGUUUUCGGUUUGCAUUUCAGCCAAAGGGCUGAAAUAUUCACUUGAAUUCAAUUCAAUAUUUGAAUUUUUAAAAGCGUUUAAAAAAUAUUUGAAUUCCUGUGUAUUACUGAAAUAUUUUGACCAAGGUAAAUAAUUAAGUGUCUACUGAAAUUCGUGAAAUUCAGUGAAUUUCAUCGAAAUCUCACUGAAAGUGAAAACCAUGUUCUGUG
Triticum dicoccoides is the source of this 1557-nucleotide messenger RNA. Its product is annotated as protein SCAR2-like. Gene Ontology annotation, molecular function: protein kinase A regulatory subunit binding; Arp2/3 complex binding. The record is from RefSeq and is a predicted model, not a curated record. NCBI's taxonomy places the organism in Eukaryota, Viridiplantae, Streptophyta, Magnoliopsida, Poales, Poaceae. Gene Ontology annotation, cellular component: cytoskeleton. The transcript has 4 exons. Gene Ontology annotation, biological process: positive regulation of Arp2/3 complex-mediated actin nucleation; actin cytoskeleton organization. Bases 1 to 570 code for a protein of 189 amino acids.